GCUAUCCUUUUGAGUACUCGUUAGUUGCAUCACUUAGGAGUUAACUUUUUAGUUUUAAUCCAGCUUUACCUCACAGCAAUACUGCGACGGACAAACAUUUAUCCCCAUUUUUAUGUGAACUUGUUGAACAGUCUAGGAAACCCACCUAAGGUUCCACAGUGAUGGCUCACGAAGCAAUGGAAUAUGAUCUUCAGGUGCAGUUAGAUCAUAAUGCUGCCGAACAGCCUGCUCCAUCUGAAGUGGUCAACAGUCAAGGGGGACCACCCCUGCUUCAGCCUGCUUUGGCUGAAGUGGUCAGCAGCCAAGGGGGACCCCCCCUGCUCCAGCCUGCUCCUGCUGAAGUGGUCAACACCCAAGGGGACCCUCACCUGCUGCAGCCUGCUCCACAAGUGUCCAUUGACCUGACAGAGGAAGUGGAGCUCUUGGGAGAAGAGAAUGUGCAGAACAUCAAUCCAGGAGCUUCAGAGGAGCAUGGGCAGGAGUCUGGUGCUAACCACACUAUUCGAGUAGCUUCUUUGGAGUCAAUGAGCAGCUUCCUUAAUGGGCUACAGAGACUUCAUGGCAUGCUAGAAUUCCUGAGACCACCUUCAGACCACAAUGUGGGGCCAGUGAGAGCCAGGAGGAGGAGAGGGACAGCUUCACGCAGAGUGAGAGCUGGAGGGUCUCAGAGGACGGACAAUGCCAGGUCCAGAGCGCCGCUGGAUGCUUACUUUCAAGUGAGCAGGAGCCAGCCUCCUUUGCCAACCACCUCUCAUGAUUCAGAGGCUAGCAAUCCUGUCUCUGAAGACUUGCAGGUAUCCAGUAGUGCUGAUUCCGACAGUGACAGUUCCAUAGAGUAUGAAGAGGCUGUCGUCCCUGCAGAGGAACCUGGUGCUGUUAUUUUAGAAGAACCAGCAGGCGAUGUUUCAGCAGAGCAAGAAGUUGUAUGUAUGGGAAGAGAGACCCUCGCCAAGGAGCAGUCUCCCCAGAAGUCCGGCUCUCUUCUGCCUUCGGCUUAUACAGAUGAGGAAGAAGAAGGGGACACUUGCACAAUAUGUUUAGAACAGUGGACCAAUGCUGGGGAUCACCGGCUUUCUGCAUUACGCUGCGGGCACCUCUUUGGGUUUAGGUGCAUUUCUAAGUGGCUCAAAGGACAGACACGAAAAUGUCCCCAGUGCAACAAGAAAGCCAAGCACAGUGACAUCGUUGUCCUUUAUGCCCGAACCCUGAGAGCUUUGGACACUAGUGAACAUGAGCGCAUAAAAAGUGACUUACUACAGGAGCAGAUGCUAAGGAAGCAGGCUGAGUUAGAAACAGCACAGUGCCGGCUCCAACUUCAGGUCCUCACUGAGGAAUGCACUAAGCUUCAUAACCGUGUCCAGGACUUGCAAAAACUUAUUCUGCAACAUCGGGAUAAGCUAUUACGGCGUUUCAGGGGCUCCCAAGCAGCAUCCCAAAGCAGCUCGCGCCCACACAAGUACUGUUUCCAGAAGACUUUCACGGUAUCUCAGAGUGGAAACUGCCGAACUAUGUCCUACUGUGAUUCUCUGAGCUGCCUGGUAGUUUCACAACCUUCUCCUCAGGCCACCUUCCUUCCAGGUUUUGGUGUUAAGAUGUUCAGUACUGCCGACAUGAAAAGCAGUCAGUACAUUCCCAUGCAUAGCAAACAGAUCCGUGGACUGGCUUUCAGCAAUCGGUCCAAUGGCUUACUUCUCUCUGCUUCCCUAGACAACACUAUUAAACUGACCAGCCUGGACACAAAUACAGUGGUCCAGACUUACAAUGCCGGACGGGCUGUCUGGAGCUGCUGCUGGUGUCUUGAUGAAAACAAUUACAUCUAUGCUGGACUCGUCAAUGGUUCAAUUCUGGUAUAUGACCUUCGAAACACGAGUUGUUAUGUCCAGGAAUUAAUACCUCAGAAAGCCAGGUGCCCACUGGUGUCCCUGUCAUACAUACCCAGAGCUGCCUCGGCUGUGUUUCCAUAUGGCGGAGUGUUGGCUGGAACCUUGGAGAAUGCUUCCUUCUGGGAGCUAAAAACGGGCUCUUCUCACCGGCCUCAUGUGCUACCCAUAGAGCCAGGGGGCUGCAUAGACUUUCAGACAGAGAGCAGCACCCGACACUGUCUGGUAACCUAUAGGCCCGAUAAAAAUCAUAAUACCUUACGAAGUGUGCUGAUGGAGAUGUCCUACAAGCUGGAUGAAGCUGGAGAGCCAGUCUGCUCCUGCCAUCCUGUGCAGACAUUCCAGGGGGGACCCACUUGCAAACUGCUGACCAAAAGUGCUAUUUUCCAACACCCAGGGAAGAGUGGCAGCAUCCUGGUGUGUACUGGCGAUGAAGCAUCAAAUUCUGCCCUGCUUUGGGAUGCUGGCAGUGGCUCCUUGCUGCAGGAUCUGCCGACUGAUCAGCCUGUCUUGGACAUCUGCCCUUUUGAGGCAAACCAUAGCAGCUACUUGGCUACCUUAACAGAGAAGAUGGUUCAGAUCUACAAGUGGGAGUGACCCUGGUCUUAAAACUUACAAGGCAUGCUCCUGGUUAAUGUUCACUGUUAUUUACUAGCACCUAACAGCCUUGAGCAAGUUCCCUACUUGUCUGUGGCCUAGAACUUUUGGAAACAAUGUUUCUUUAGAUUAGUAUGACUGUCUGCUGGACCACAGAGGGUACCUUCCAGCAGUUUUUUAGGAUAUGAUUGUCCACCAUCCAUUUUGUAGCCCCUGCUUGAGUAGUCUUGUCACAUGGGCUAUUUGGUUUGGGAAUGCCUAUGUCCCUGAAGGGACUAAACAUUUGAUGCUGCGUGGAUGCAGAAGUCUUCAGUUGAACACAAGAGGGCACUAUAACUUGCAUAGGAUUUGAUCUCAUUCUGACCUUCUGGGUUGACAACCUUUUAGUAACUUGGUUUCAUCCCCACAGAAGUGUAUAAUAGAGCACAUCUGGUUUACUUUGGCAACCACAGUUAUGUUCCAGUUGUGCAGUGUUAGGAUAUUGGUAUGCCCCGUGAUGGAGGCAGCUGGUGAGCUACGGACAACUUUCCUAAUGCCGAGUGCAUUAAAUUCAUUGGAUUGUGAAAGCCAAGGAAAGAGUGCAGGUAUUUGAGCAGUGGGGAAGCUUUUUUUUUUCCUCCCCUCUAGCCAGCCUAGGAUCUCAGGAGUGGACCAUUCCUUUUCCAUGUCAAUAGGAAAAGAUGAGUGAGUGAUAUGUUAAAGCUCUUGAAUCUCCUAGGAUCAUAUCAGGACUGAUGGAUGGACUAACUAAAAGAGACUUACAAAAGAGAAGUUGCUCAGACUGCUGCCGUGCUGCAAACAGGAGAAGGGCUUGUUUCUUCUGUUCCAAAAGAGUUCCUACAUGAAUAAAGCCACCCCUUCUGAGUGAGGGGCUGUUCUUGAGCGUGUAAAGCCUUCCCUCUGUAAAAAUAAUGUUCAAUUCCAAGUUCUUUUGAUUUGCCUCCCUUCCUGAUCUUUUCUAAAAGUGUCAGUGAGCAGUUAUUCUCAGGAAGGUAAUAGUGGUUGGAUACCUGUGAGUUGCAGGAGAUGCCCAUUAACGUUUUUUUAAACUCUGGAUUGUCCAAAUUUGGGCACUGCACUUUUUUCCAGUGGAGGGCUCAGGAGUAUGAUUUUCUUAAAUAAUUGUUAUAGAAAUGUUACUGUUUUUAUUUUCAAGUAGUUAUGACCUGUCAGUUUCUGAGCCAUUUCCAGCAUUUCUCUCUAGCAGGGGGUUAUUGCAGUAGAUUUCCCCAGAGUUCCAAUUUCUAGUUGUGCCUUUUACAGAGUGGCCUUCUAUUUUAGGGAUUUUUUUGAAAGGCCAGUUUUCAAGGCCUGGGAAAGAGCCUCCUUUUCUCAGAGGAGAUACUCCUUUUGGUAAGGUAAUAGUUCAUUUGCCCAGGCCUAGAGCUUCAAUGGCAGAAUGGGAUUUGAAUUAAGAAAAAGCAGAACACAUCUGGUUUCAGUAGAUUGUCACAGAGAGGGAUGCAGAUGUUCAAACCCUGGCUGCCCUUUUUCUUGGGCAGCAGUAGUAUUUGACUAGCCUUGAAGUACACUCAAGGGAUGCUGAUUGAGUUGCCUAAGCACAGCAGCCAAGGGACGUACUACCAGAGACAUUGGGUGAAUCUCACUUCUUGCCAAUUCUUGCAUUUCUGCAAUAAAUUUGUAUGUUUUAGAAACAAAUUCAUGUGACUGAUUUCUUCAAAGGAAAAAAAAAACAACCUCACCUUUAGCCACCCUCCAACACCGCAGCUGUCAGGAGAUUGUAGACCCAGACUCUGCAGUCCUGGUAGACCCGUUCCUGUACAGCACCCCGCUCUUCCUACCAUGUUUCGUCAUUGCUGUCUCUAAGGUUGAAAAUAUCUUGUUGUAUAUAUCCUUUUACCUGCUUUGAAAACGGGACAGUAGGAUCUUUGUUAGUGUGUUUCAAUGUUUGUGUGUUUUAUAUUUUGAUCUCAAUGCAAAAAUAAAGAACCUAUCACAUUAAA
Molecule: messenger RNA, 4441 nt
Organism: Artibeus jamaicensis (Jamaican fruit-eating bat)
Lineage: Eukaryota; Metazoa; Chordata; Mammalia; Chiroptera; Phyllostomidae
Gene: RFWD3
Product: ring finger and WD repeat domain 3
Exons: 13
Coding region: 162-2477 (771 amino acids)
Biological process (GO): protein ubiquitination; interstrand cross-link repair; double-strand break repair via homologous recombination
Cellular component (GO): nucleus; site of double-strand break
Molecular function (GO): ubiquitin protein ligase activity; protein binding
Source: RefSeq, a predicted model, not a curated record